Messenger RNA from Babesia microti strain RI, 843 nucleotides. Its product is annotated as Protein phosphatase methylesterase 1. Bases 1 to 843 code for a protein of 280 amino acids. Gene Ontology annotation, biological process: protein demethylation. Gene Ontology annotation, molecular function: protein methylesterase activity. The record is from RefSeq and is a predicted model, not a curated record. The transcript has 6 exons. Lineage: Eukaryota; Apicomplexa; Aconoidasida; Piroplasmida; Babesiidae.
AUGAAUGACGCAUAUUUCACGGCUACUAGUGAUUUCACGACUACCAAUGGUUGCGUACUAAAGGUUUAUUUUGUAGGUAAAGGUGAAUUGCUAAUUUUGUGCCUACACGGCUGCGGAUUGUCGGCCAGAAGUUUUGGGCCCCUGGCAGAAAUUUUGAGUGGCACGGCACAAGUGAUUGCUUUCGACCUUCCUUGCCAUGGACAUUCUUCCAAAUCAUCCUUGGCACUAGAUAAUUUGAUACGUUGUACCGUUGAAGUUGCCAGGAAGUAUGGCAAGGAUAAACAAAUCUUAUUGAUAGGCCAUAGCUUUGGUGCGGCACUGGCUAUUAAGGUGGCAUCGCACAUAGAUCACGUUGUAGCUGUCGUUUUAAUUGAAUUCUACCAACUCAACAACUUUGACAAGUUGAUCCCCAAUAUGCCUACAAAUUUUGACUAUGAAAGCUUUCUAGAAUAUGUAAGAGACGAGAGAGGUAUAACCACGGACUUUGCAAAAUACUGUUUAGAGACACAAAUAGUACAGGCUGACGAUAAAUGGCAGUGGAUUUGCAACCCAAAUGAUACUAGAACAUAUUGGUCCGAAUGGUAUAAAGGCGCGAACAAAGAUUUCCUUAAACUGGACGCUUACAAAUUACUCUGCCUAUCCAGCCACACAGAGGAUACUGAAUUGAUUGUCGCCCACAUGCAAGGCAAGCUUCAGCUUGAAAUCAUCCCCAACUCUAGCCAUUUUUUGCACGAAAGUAAACCCAGUGCUGUAGGUCAGAUUGUGAAGAAUCUUCUUAGGAGAAUGCAAAGUAUUAAAGUAUUUGCUAAAUACAACAGUCCAUGUAAUAAAUUAACACUGUAG